AUGUCGGCCAUAUACUCUGAGGCCCAAGUCGCCAACUUUCUUAAGCACAUUCAGAUCCCGCAGGAGUUCUACGUGGGCAAUGAGCCUAUUCUUGACCAUGCCUUUCUCACUGUGCUGCAUCAGCACAUGAUCGCGACUGUUCCCUAUGAUAACAUGACGCUGCAUUACUCGCCGCAUCGCAAUAUUACACUUGAGCCUCAGGCUCUUUACCAGAAGAUCGUAGUGGAUGGACGCGGCAGAGGAGGCUAUUGUAUGGAAAGUAACCUCUUUUUCUGCUACAUGCUCCGAGCUCUGGGUUUCCAAGUAUACCCUGUUGGUGUACGAGUCCGUCUACGAAAAGAUGGUGUUCCUCAUGGUGGAUAUCUCGGCUGGGUGCAUAUUGUCAAUAUCGUGACAUUACCCGAUAACUCCCGCUGGGUUAUCGAUGCAUCAUUUGGCGGUGACGGUCCAACACAGCCUAUGCCUCUAGUUGAGGGCACUGAGUGGCGCAACAUGGGCACGCAAGACGCACGUCUUAUCAAAGACUUUCUCCCCGGCCAAACAGAAUUCACAUCCGGCCGUCGUCUCUGGAUCUACCAAUGCCGCAACUCUCCCGACCAGUCUUGGAUCAGCUUCUACGCUUUCAGCCACUCGGUCGAGUGGUUACCCGCCGAUUUCGAGAUAUCCAAUUGCUUCACAGGCACAAGCCCACACAGCUUCCAGACAUCAACGGUACUGGUUGUCAAGUUCCUUCUGAGAGAAAGCAAAAGGUCACCAACGGGUGAAGAGAUUUACGGGAAGCGCAUGCUGGUCAAUGAUGUGGUUAAAGAGAACCCUGGCGGCAAGACGAGGGUGCUUCAGGAGUUGAAGUCAGAGGCCGAGAGGGUGGAGGCGUUGAAGGAGUAUUUCGGCAUUGAGUUUACCGCGGAGGAAAGAGAUGCUAUCAAAGGAUUCCAAACUGAGAUUAAGAGCCAGUAG
Messenger RNA from Fusarium sp. VM40, 957 nucleotides. Lineage: Eukaryota; Fungi; Ascomycota; Sordariomycetes; Hypocreales; Nectriaceae. The record is from the annotation of a GenBank genome assembly.